Messenger RNA from Caenorhabditis remanei, 606 nucleotides. RefSeq lists its product as uncharacterized. NCBI's taxonomy places the organism in Eukaryota, Metazoa, Nematoda, Chromadorea, Rhabditida, Rhabditidae. The transcript has 2 exons. The coding region runs from base 1 to 606 and encodes 201 amino acids. The record is from RefSeq and is a predicted model, not a curated record.
AUGAAGUUAAACAAGUGGAUAGCUAGCCUUGGUGGCGACUCCACAGUGGUUGUUGCGGUUACGGGCGAUGCGGAUGUAUCCCUUCUCUCCCCAUCCGGUUCCCCACGAGUUCUUGACGAGCCAGUAGUCUCCGUGCUCUGGGUCGGUACCGUAUCCGACGAGAAGGACUCCGUGGUCGAGCUCCUCGGACGAGCAUUCCUCGUCAUAUUGCUCCUCAUCUCCUUCUGGAAGAUCAGUGUAUCCCUUGUCAUCAGCUCCAACGUCCUUCUUGUUGAAGUGGCACUUCAUGUCACGUCCCUUGUAUGGGUACGAGUCCUCGGUAUCAACACCGUGGUUGUCACGAAUGUACUCAAAGGCCUGGUCCAUAAGUCCUCCGUUGCAUCCGUGGUUUCCGUACUUGGUGGAGCAGUCGACGAGAUUCUGUUCGGAGAGCGAGACGAGCUUUCCAAGCUUGCGAGCGUGUUGUCCUUCGAGUGCUCCGGUGGCGGAGAACGCCCAGCACGAUCCACACAUUCCUUGGUUCUUGACAUCGGUGACGAGAUGGGUGUCACGCCAGUCGACCUCAUCUGGGACCUGGAAUCAAAAUCAGUGGUUAGGGUCAUGUGA